UUAAAUUAAUUUUAAAAGAACGCGGUUGCCUAGCAAUUGUAACUAAAAACAAAUGCUUUUUAUUAAAAAUACACCAAAUAACUAGUCACUGUCUUAAAACUUAUAUUCUGCAGCCGAUUAACAAUAAUUAUUAAAACAAAUACAAUAAAACAGGUUUAUAAAUAAACAGAAAAACAUGUCUUCAAAACCUAUUAUAUGUUUUGAUUGCUCCAAAAAUGAACGUUUCCAAAUUGCGGAUAAUUACAAAAUGUUACAUCGUAAAUUGAAAUCCUUAUGGAAUAUCGAACAAAAUGAUCAUGAUUUAAAUUUCGAUGAAUUAGCAAAAGUGAAAAUUUUUGUUUUGGCUGGUCCUCAGGAUCAUUUUACCGAAGAUGAGUUUCAAGUCUUGAAGAACUUUAUAGAAAAUGGUGGCUCUUUGCUAGUAGUGUUGGGUGAGGGUGGUGAGCAGGAGUUUAAUACAAAUGUCAAUUUCUUUUUGGAACAAUAUGGCAUUUACAUCAAUAGUGACACCGUCAUUCGUCCCCAUUACUAUAAGAAUAUGCAUCCCAAAGAAUGUUGCAUUGGUGGUGGUGUGGUAUGUGAAUCCAUGUGGCGUUACCUGCUAAAACAGCAUGUUGAAAUGGUGGAUUAUGAUUUUAGUGAUGAAAAAUAUAAAUUACAUUUUCAAUAUCCCUAUGGAGCCACAUUAAAUGUUUCGGAUCCUGCCAAUGUUUUAAUGACUACUGGCCCGGUGGUCUAUCCCUUCAAUCGUCCUUUAAUGGGUUAUUAUUGUAAUGAGAAACAAGGUAAAAUAUUGGCUUUAGGAUCGGGUUAUAUGUUUCAUGAUAAAUAUUUGACCAGCGAUAAGACCAAUGAUGCCAUAUUGGAAUAUAUAGUGAAAUUAUUGGGUAGUAAUGAGUUGAAAUUUAAUCAUUUGGAUUUUAAUGAUGUGGAGUUGAACGAUAAUAAAACCUUUACCGAUAUUGGUUUUAUAGCCGAUUUACCCAAGGCUUGCCUAAUUGAUUCUAUAGGUUCCGAAAUUCCAGCCGAUUUUAAGCAAAUGUUUGAUAUGACUCUGUAUGGUUUAAGUAAUCGUUUGCUAAAGGAUGUUAUCAGUGCUUAUCAGCAGUUAAAUGUUAAAUAUGAACCUUUAAAGAUUAUUAAGCCACAAUUUGAGAUACCUUUGCCUCCAUUGCAAUUAGCGACCUUUCCGCCGGUUUUUAGUGAACCUGCUGCUCCUCCUUUGGAACUAUAUGAUCUAGAUGAGGUCUUUAGUCCUCCUCGCUCCCAGUUGGCCAAUAUGACGGGCCAAUGUUUGCAAUCUUUGCAGGCUAAGGAUCCAUAUAAGCCGCCCAAUUUGAAAGAGUUGGAGAACUAUAUAAAGGAAUGUGGUCGCAUUACGGCCAUUAUCAAUGAUCAACAUGAUAUGCCAGCCAGAGAAAUUUUGAAUAUUGUCGCUCAACAAAUCAUUAGCUAUCGGCCCUACGAAUAA
Messenger RNA from Lucilia sericata (common green bottle fly), 1471 nucleotides. It is a transcript of the gene IFT52, whose product is annotated as intraflagellar transport protein 52 homolog. The record is from RefSeq and is a predicted model, not a curated record. Gene Ontology annotation, biological process: cilium assembly; intraciliary transport. Gene Ontology annotation, cellular component: cilium; intraciliary transport particle B; centriole. The coding region runs from base 176 to 1471 and encodes 431 amino acids. The transcript has 5 exons. NCBI's taxonomy places the organism in Eukaryota, Metazoa, Arthropoda, Insecta, Diptera, Calliphoridae.